AAAAAGUUUCACGACAACCUCAAUUUCACCCACAAUUACGCCUACCGAACCCGAAACUAUUGUCGUAUAACCUUGCGGAAGCCCAUAGCUCAAAAUGUCUGAACGAAAAGUGCUCCAGAAGUACUACCCCCCGGAUUUCGAUCCCUCCGCCCUUACGCGCAAGCGUGGUCCCAAGCAGACCGGCCCCAAGGUCCAGACCGUCCGUAUCAUGGCGCCCUUUUCGAUGAAGUGCACGACGUGCGGAGAAUACAUCUACAAGGGCCGCAAAUUCAACUCCAGAAAGGAGACGAACCAAGCAGAGCGAUACCUCAACAUCCAGAUUCACCGCUUUUACCUGAAGUGCACGCGGUGCUCGGCGGAAAUCAUCAUCAGGACCGACCCCAAGAUCGCCGACUACGCCGUAAUCAAGGGCGCGAUACGGAACAUGGAGCCCUGGCGCAACAAGGAAGGCGAGAAGGAGAGCGUCGACGAGAGGCUGGACCGGUUGGAGCGCGAGGAGGCUGAAGCCGCGGGCGAGGAGGAGAAGAACGCGAUGGCGGACCUGGAGGCCAAGAACGAGGACGCGAGGCUGGAGAUGGCUGCCGCGGACGCGCUCGACGAGAUCCGCCAGCGUAACGCGCGCAUCCAGCGGUCUGAAAAGGACGGCGUGGAUUUCUCCGAGUACGUCGUCAGGCCCGAGGACGAGGAGAGAGCUAGACAAGAGAAGGAGGACGAGGAGGCUGCGCGGAAGGCUUUCGCUGCUGCGAGGGAGAGGCUUGGAGAGGAGAUUAUCGACGACGAUGAGUUUGACGAAGGAGUCAUUGGUGGACCAUCAUUGUCCUCUUCCUCCUCCUCAUCAUCGGCGGUGGUAGCGUCAUCCUCAACGUCGGGGGAGAAGUCUGCAGCGGUGGAGACCGUGAGGGAUACUUCAAUGAUGCCGCCGCCACCGCCUCCCGCCAAACGCGUGGUGAAGAAGAAGAAGGAUUACUCUGCGGCGCUUGGCAUCAAAAAGAAGCCUUCACUGGUCUGAGAGUUGUGUGCGAUAUGGGAAUAAAAGCCAGGGCGUGGCUGCAGCGACUUUUUCUUCGUUUCCCUCCCCCUUGACUCUUUGUCACUGCCCACCUGCAUCACCACGCAGGGGGAAUGGAGAGCAGCUGCACGUCAUUCUUUCCUUUCAUAUCAUGAGCAGGGCUGUUGUUUUACUUGGUGGUAAACUUUAAUCUUUGGGCAUGGCGUUUCGGAAAACGGAGGUUUACCGCACAGACUCUUUUCCCCAGGGUACAUAAUCAAGGCAUUGGGUGGACAGACGGUUGAUGGCGUAAGGGUACACGUACAAGGACAAUGUAAGGUACUCGACGAAUGUUGAACGAUCAAAGGCAACACCGACAGAAGGGGCCGAAGCCCACCCCCAUCCCCCGCCUCUCGUUCUAUCUCCCUUUGACUUUUCGUUCUUCGGACGAUGAAUACCUAGCAAAGUAAUUAAACUCUAGCCGUCCAGCAUUGUUGAGACGUCACUUUCGACCGUUCCCCCUCCUCCCCCUCGCUUUGCACGUCACACACCUUCUUCCCCUUUGCUGUGUUCUAGAUGUUCCUGGGUCGUCUGUGCUUUUUUUUUUUUUUUGCGCAAGCCCCACUGUCGAUCUUUCACCUUGACAGGUCCAGCGCUGCGAAAGCUGUUGCGUAUGUGUGCGAGUGCGGCGCGUGUGUGUGUUGAGCUUGGGAAUAGACUCCAAGGUUUGGUGAGGCAACUGACCUCUUGGCUAUCUCUCUCGGUGGGUUUCUUCUUUGAUUGUGCGAUUCAAGAUUUUGGGUGCCUGGACCACGUCGAUCGUGGCAGGGUUGGUGGAUCUAAGUAGAGAUGGAGAGGAUGGCCGCCCUUUGGGGAGUGUGUGCUGGAAGUGGUCGCAAGUUCUAGAUGGUGGAUGAUUAGUAUCGUCGGAAGCGAAUGUUGUAUGAAUUUGAGAAGAAAUCGUCGUAUAUUUCUUCGUGUUAUUCAAGAUAUUAGUAACAGACUUUAGCUUGAAAAUAUUGUAUCAAUCGAAUGCUGGCUGGAACGCAUGAGAUAUAAAAUAGGGUGAUUGUGAGCAGGUUCGAGUCAAUUAUGUGGUGUGAAGAUAGUAAGAUG
Colletotrichum scovillei is the source of this 2104-nucleotide messenger RNA. RefSeq lists its product as uncharacterized. Lineage: Eukaryota; Fungi; Ascomycota; Sordariomycetes; Glomerellales; Glomerellaceae. The transcript has a single exon. Bases 95 to 1009 code for a protein of 304 amino acids. The record is from RefSeq and is a predicted model, not a curated record. Gene Ontology annotation, cellular component: U2-type catalytic step 1 spliceosome. Gene Ontology annotation, biological process: mRNA splicing, via spliceosome.